CUCCCAACAAACAACACUUACUAACAGUUGUUGCAACCUCCGUCUCCCGAGAGAGACGCUGCGCUAUCCUCUACUAGAGAGAGAGAAGAGAGAGGAGCGACUUCUCGUGGAAUUAGAGUUCGCAAAAGCGCACAUUGUCUCAGCUAGGACUUGUACGAGUACUACCGACUGCCGUUGCUUUAUAAAGCUGCUCUUUAGCAGUGGUUCAAAAGAAUGUUACAUUGUAAUUGGCAACUCGUACUGCUACUCGCCGUGCUCUAUGUGGGAACAAAGGCCUCGUCGACCCCCGGUUCCACCCUGAUGGACAGUAACGGCCGCUUACAAUCCAUCCCCAACAUUCCCACAACCAGUGGAAUCGUCGCCAUUAUCGCCAGUCCUGGCACGCCCUCGGCACUCCUAACCGACGAACCCCACGACAUUUUGUCGCUCGCGUCGUCGGCAUCGGCGUCCUCCUCCACGGCAUCGCUCAUUGUGUGUCGCGGCGCCACGCUCCGAGGCACUUCGGAUCAGGAACGCAACGCUUUAGCAACCUGCUCGCUCAUUGCCGGAGCCGUCGUCGUCGACGGUGUCACCGUGGGGGAUGUGCAAGCCGGAUUGCGCAACUCGCGACACGCACGCACUCUCACCGCCCUCUUUCGGGCACGCGUCAAACUCUCUUCCCGUGACGACGACGACAAAAACAACAACAGUAGCAACACGGUAGCGCCGGUACCCAAACAAACACUUCUUCUGGUAAUCAACGGAGAUCAAGCCGAAAUCGAUCACGAUCAACUCCAAAACGAAAUCAAAUCGCUCUACAAGGCAGCGGCAGUGGAAAAGAAAGGCGCAGCGUCCCUGGAGGAAGUUUACGAUCUGCAAGUUGUGGCGGUCAAUUCGGAUGACGAUGCCACCCAGAUCCUGUCGCUGGCUUCGGAAGCCGCUACAGCCGCCGUGCAAUCCGGGCACGAUUCCCUAGCGGACACCCUAGCCGCAUCCUUGAGUCAGGUUCGGGAAUCCGGAGUCGGUGCGGUUGCUCUCGACCCACCGCACGUCGCGCACGCCUUUGUCGCCGUGGGACAAUCCUACGGCAAGCAGGCCCGUGCCGCCCGCGCCAAAAUUGUCUCCUGGAAGGCUCGCACGGCUCGGGGUUUACUAGUGGACGCCUUUGGACGGGAAGCUGCUCUGCUCCGCAACCGGGUCCUCGGAACCUUCGAAAAAGAAACACUCUCCGCCGCAGGAUUACCGUUGGUCGCCAAUUACCGACUCGAGCAACGGACGCGGCUCAAGGCGCUUCUAGAUACUGCGGUGGAAGAAGUCUUUGCGGCGCAAGUACACAACCUUGAACAAUCGACGCUCAAACGCUUCAACGCGGGUCUUCUCCGUACCAUGAACGACCCCGUCGAGUCGGUCAUGGAUUCCAACGCCGCGGCACUCCGUAAAGAAACCUUUACUUUCGAAACACUCAUGGACGAUUUGGAGGUCCCAGGGUUGGGACUUACCAAGGUCAAGGCUGCGCGUGAGCUGACGGCCAAACUCAACGACGCUCUCGUGGCCUUUCCCGAUAGUCCCGCGGCCAAAAUUAAGAGGACCGGUCGCGUCAACAAGGUCGUCAACAAGGAGAAGAAACCCGGCCAACGAGGCGUAGACUUUGGGGUGGACUUGGUCGCUGUACUACGCCCGGACGGAUUCGGUAGCCUCCAAGGAUUUGCCGGCUAUCAAAUGGGUGGCAACAGUCUCACCUUUGGUGUUCAUAACGAUGCGGAUGAUCCACAGACAAUUGCACAGUUCGGUGGUGUGCGACCACCCCUUUUGCGCGUGCAACCAAAGCUUCGGGUCGAUGUGGAACUUUAGAGGAUGCGAUUGCCAGUAAAACUAACCGUAGAUUGCGGGUUAUAAAC
Messenger RNA from Phaeodactylum tricornutum CCAP 1055/1, 1877 nucleotides. RefSeq lists its product with no specific name. The coding region runs from base 214 to 1830 and encodes 538 amino acids. The transcript is spliced from 2 exons. The record is from RefSeq and is a predicted model, not a curated record. NCBI's taxonomy places the organism in Eukaryota, Bacillariophyta, Bacillariophyceae, Surirellales, Neidiaceae.